GUGAAACACUUCAAACGUUUCUUAUUUUAUUGUAAGAUGUUUUCUGCUACCCGCGAUUCCAGAAGUUCCAGAAGCACCAACAGAUCCUUUCGAUCCUAUCAAAGCGACAGGGAUUUCCAGACAUAUCAACAUGUUUGUUCACUGAAAGAGGAACCACACUAUCUAUCGAACCGCAUUGGUAACCAAAACAGUUGGUCCUUUCGGUUUCGCAAAUGGUUUCUCAUCGAUUCGAACCAUCCGGGAACGAAAAAUUAUUACUGCUCCAGCUUUGAACUUCGGUCGGAGCUGAUGCGGCAGAUUAAAAGUGACUACUGGUUCGUAAUUCAUCCGUUCAGCCACUUCCGGUUCCUGUGGGAUGUUUGGCUAAUGUUCUACCUUUACGUGCUGAUGCUGAUAAUUCCGGGAUUGUCAGCUUUCUCAGUCGGCCAAAAUAAAGAAUAUUCAGUUUACUGUUUGCUGUUCGCGAUAAAUGCAUUAACUUCCCUAGAAAUUAUCGUGAACUGCUUUACCGGAUAUUCCAAGGAUCCAUAUCAAAGGGAUAUUCAGCUGGGAUUGUGGCCUAUAUUUAAAAACUAUUUAUGUGGCAUGCUUCUGAUUGAUAUUUUGAUCAUCAUUCCGGUUGCAGCGAUUAUUGAAGUGUUUGAUUAUGACAAUAUACAGGGAUUCGCCUUGCAUUUGAUUCGAUACAUGACUCUUUUGAAGUUAUUUUCCGUUCGACAAUUCUGGAACCUUAUGACGAUGUUUUUUGAAGGAUACAAAAUCGACAUGAUCAAAUGCUACGUUAUUCGUCUUUUAUUAGUUUCCAGUUUGUUUCUCCAUUGGUGUAUUUGUUUUUACAAAAUCAUUGCCUCUGUUGCCGAAGAAACAGCGGAGGCACAGGACAUUAUUGAUGCCAUUUGGGAUGAGCAUUUGAUUUACAUCCAGAAUCUCAACAUUCCAGUUAUGUAUCGAUACCGAAAAUGCUUUACCACGGUUCUGUAUUUCCUUAUCGCAAACAGUUUCGGUGAUCUUGGGCUGCCUAUUAGCUAUUACGGAAAGAAUCUGGCCACCUUGUGUAUUACGGUCGGAACACUCUUCCAAUUUUAUUUGUUUCUUGAACUCUUCAAAUUGGUGUCUAUCAUCAAUUCCAGCAAACUGAAAUAUUCCGAAGUAAUAAGUCAGCUCGAUUCAUACAUGAACAUGAAACAGUUCCCGUUGGAGAUGAAGAAUCGAUUGAUGUUUUUCUACAAGAAGAAGUUUGAUAAACUCUUUUUUGCUGAAGAUCAAGUCGCAGAAACGCUGUCAAUAAUUCUUCGAAAUCAAAUAUCCGAUAUAAAUGCCGCAAGAUUCUACCGGAAAGUUGAAUUAUUUGCCGAGGUUCCUCGCUACACGCUGCUACAGUUAAUUCACAACAUGGAUAAGGAAAUUUACAUGCCCAACGAUAUAAUUAUGAAGGCGGGAACUGACGGUUCCUCGAUGUGUUUCAUCCACACCGGGUCGGUUGCAGUUUACACCCAAUCGGGUAAAGAGAUUUCACAUCUGUACGAUGGAGAUCAUUUCGGAGAAAUUUCGCUGUUCCUAAAGAGCAAGCGCCAAAUUAAUGUAAUCGCCAUCGAGUUCACUCAGAUCUUUGUGCUGCGUCGCAAGGUGUUUAACGAUCUCAUCCCGGCGGAUCACAUUCUGUAUAAGCGGCUGGAACGGGUGGCCAAAGAGCGAACGCAGAUGACGAUGCUGGAGGAAGAACAGUACAAGAGUCACCUUCUGAUGGCGGACGUAGGAAAUCUGGAGUGAGACACCGGAGAAAUUAACAAGAUUUGCCAACAGUGAUAAAAGGCUGCCGUUUUGUGCCGUGGCGAAGUGAAGACGCCCCCCGUCAAGCUCGGAGCACAUGCAUGUAUGACUGACUGAGCUGGUGGAAUACCGGAGACGGUUUUAAGAUAAAACACUUUAUAUCAGUUUGGGGGUUGGAGGAGCCAAAUUGAGACGUUUUGGACACCGCCAAGGAAUAAUUUCAUUGGCAGCGGAGUUUUGAAGAUGACACGAUUAUAUUAAUUAUUGCUGAGUGUUGAGAUUCGCCAGCAAAUUAAGUUAUGUGAUAAUAAGGUAUCAACAGAUGGUAGCAGCGUUCUUAAUUCGGAUGUUUGUUGUGCAC
This is a messenger RNA of Uranotaenia lowii, 2131 nucleotides long. RefSeq names its product potassium/sodium hyperpolarization-activated cyclic nucleotide-gated channel 1-like. The record is from RefSeq and is a predicted model, not a curated record. The coding region runs from base 37 to 1770 and encodes 577 amino acids. Lineage: Eukaryota; Metazoa; Arthropoda; Insecta; Diptera; Culicidae. The transcript is spliced from 7 exons.